AAAUGACCUCCGAGAAGCAGCUACGUAAGUUGUUUUAUUGGAACACUUUUUCUGAAUGUAAUUGUAAUAAAUAGUAGACCGUAUAGUUGUAACUGGCCUGUAAAAAGACAAUUAAAUACUGCCGUAUUGCUCUAAAAAACAAAAUGGUGGACUUUGUUUAACAAAUUAUGUUUAUCAUUUUAGAGGAUUAUUCAUGUAAUUAAAGUAAGAAUCUUUUUUUGGUUUUUAAAUAAACAUUUAUAAAAUGUUGUAUAAAAUGCUUUCUUGACGGAAAAAAUAAUGACAAUAGCCGUUCAACUUGCCAGAGUACAUAAUGUUGACCUGUUGACUGCCAAGAGAUUUGACAGGUGUGAACAUUUCUUGUAAAUAGCCUUGGGCUUUUGUCUUAUACACUCGGCUGUAAUUAUAAAUACUUCCAACUCUUUUGCAAAUAAAUGUUAUUCCAAAUAGAGGAUUUAUGUAUGCAUUACUUUUUACAGGGCUGCCACCCGAUGACUUGAAGUGGGAAAAGAACAAAAGCAAUGCCUGGCCUAAACUGAUGUACGAGGAUCUUGUUGACUAUUUGAUACAUGCAAAAGCAUAUGAUGGAAAGGCCAUGAAAUCCUUUAGGUCGUUGUACGGAUAUAACUAUGUACAAAAUGGUUGGAUGGGUGAUAUGUGGUCCAUUAAAUGUGAGGGUAUGACUUACAUAAAGGCCAAAAUUUCGCCGAGUCAGCCAGGCGUUGGGCGCAAGGACUACAACUCAUGGAUUGCGGUUUCUAGUGAAAAUACUGUUGAGACUGGCCAUUGUUCUUGUCCAGCUGGCAAUGCCCGAUCGUGUAGUCAUAUAUCAGCAAUUAUUUAUGCAAUUACACUGGCGUGGGCGAAUGGUGUAGGUGGGGAAACGUGUACAGACAAACAGCGGGCUUGGGGUAAAGGAGCUGCGCAAGUACUGUCACAUGACACCAUUUCAGAUAUGGUGUUUGACCGACCAAGCCCAUUUCAGCUACAACCAUGUACUGAGAAAACAGCCAACAAGACCAACACGGAUACAGAUUGUCCACCUCGUACUGAACAGUUUCUGGACCAUAGUGACUUACAGGACUUUGUGUCAAAUUCCACAGUGGCAAACAUUUGGGAGUGUAAAGGUACAAUAUUGUACAAAAUGCUACAUGCACCAGAGGUUAAAAGGGACAUAAAUGAAGAAAUCCUGCACCAAGAACAUUGUGAAAAUGCCUCGUAUCCUGUACAAGUUCCUCUGUCAUGUGCCAAAUGCCAAACAUUCUACGAUAAAUAUGUCAACAUUAGUUCAGAAAAAAUUCAAAUGUUAGCCAAAUCCACAGAAAAUCAGAACACCUGUGUCUGGACAGACAGUAGAAAAUUGAGAUUAACCAGCAGCAAAGUGAAUGAUUUGCCAAAGACUAAAAGAGCUAAUCCUAAUAAAUUUGUGACAAAUCAAAUUUAUCCUAGGUUUAAGGGAUGUUUUGCUACACGUCAUGGACAGAAAUACGAACCAGUUGCACGAGCCUGGUAUGAAAGCGUUUCUGGUCACAAGGUUAGAAAAUCUGGGAUUGUUGUUAGUUUAACGGAGCCAUAUAUUGCUGCCAGCCCAGAUGGUAUUAUAGACGAAAGAACAAUUGUGGAAAUAAAAUGUCCAACACGCCCGCUAGAAGACCUCAUAUCAUCAGGAAAAUAUGAUGUUCUACUUGAAGAUGGUCAGCCGAAAUUGAGCCCCAAGGGAAAAAAUGGCUAUUAUUGCCAAGUGCAAGUUGCAAUGUUUUGCACUGAGUCAACUAUGUGCAAGUUUGUUGUGUGGACAGCUGAAAAGCAGUGUGUUGUGGAUGUUCAAUACAGUAAAGACUUUAUAAAGGGCAUUCUUCCUAGAAUCCGUGACUUUUAUUUUAAGCACCUCCUUGUUAGACUAACAGAUGAGUUCCAGGCAAGUCGUCUGAAAAUUUCCCCGGAAUACAAAUCCUUGUGCCGUUAA
Messenger RNA from Mya arenaria, 1966 nucleotides. RefSeq lists its product as uncharacterized. The record is from RefSeq and is a predicted model, not a curated record. The transcript has a single exon. NCBI's taxonomy places the organism in Eukaryota, Metazoa, Mollusca, Bivalvia, Myida, Myidae. Gene Ontology annotation, molecular function: zinc ion binding. The coding region runs from base 458 to 1966 and encodes 502 amino acids.